Messenger RNA from Microthlaspi erraticum, 429 nucleotides. NCBI's taxonomy places the organism in Eukaryota, Viridiplantae, Streptophyta, Magnoliopsida, Brassicales, Brassicaceae. The record is from the annotation of a GenBank genome assembly.
AUGAUGCUUGAAGUACAGUGGUUUUAUCGUCCAGAAGAUGUGGACACAAAAUACGUUAGACACUGGAAAUCCAAAGAUGCAAGAGAACUCUUGUACAGUCUCCAUCGCGAUCAAGUGAUUGCUGAAUCUGUGAUGAAAAUUUGCUCUGUGUAUUUUGUGCCAGAGAAUGAGCAAAUCCCAAACCGUGGAGAGGACCAUGAGUUUCUUCUUUUUGUGAAAGUACCAGAGCACCCUGACUUUUUCGUGAGUCUGUUUGAUGAUUGUGCUAAGAAGAAGGUGUGGAAGCUCAGUGAAACCAACUUCACCGAGCAGCAACGGCAAGAUUUUGAUGAUGUUGUGGCAAAGACGAUUGAGAAGAAGAGAAAGUUGAAGAGGAAACAAGCGUUUCCAAAAUGGAAUGCUCCUGAAGGCUUCAAUGUGUACAAUUAA